This is a messenger RNA of Bipolaris zeicola 26-R-13, 1644 nucleotides long. RefSeq lists its product as uncharacterized. The record is from RefSeq and is a predicted model, not a curated record. Gene Ontology annotation, cellular component: cytosol; peroxisomal membrane. Gene Ontology annotation, molecular function: ATP hydrolysis activity; ATP binding. The coding region runs from base 1 to 1644 and encodes 547 amino acids. Gene Ontology annotation, biological process: protein import into peroxisome matrix. Lineage: Eukaryota; Fungi; Ascomycota; Dothideomycetes; Pleosporales; Pleosporaceae. The transcript has a single exon.
AUGGCAGGAAAGGCAGGACACGAGGACAUGGCGAGCCUCUCAUACUUUGACCACUCGUCGGCCAAGCGCGUCAACACCGAUGUUGUGCUCAUCGAAGCUAUCCGCUCCCAGUACCCCCAACUCGACCUCAUCGUCGCGCCCCAAGGCAAGCUCAACCUGCUCGCGUACGCUUCGGCCGGCUUUGCAACCGUCACCCCCCUCGAUGACGUCGUCAAAGACCCCGUAUACGGCCCUGGUGUCAAGCAACGCAGCUAUGUCCCACCCUCGAGGAGACUCGACCCAUACCCGGGUCGCAUGAUCGAGCGCGUCAUCUUUGGCAAAUACCUGUACAAAUGGAAGGACCAGGAGGCCAUAGUGUACCUCGCUGAAGGGCGCGACGGCUUGGGAGCAUACCCAGCUCCUGUCAUGUACUACAUCCUGUCCAACGCGGAGCACAAGGUGGACGAGCUGAUCAAGGACGCGACCACGUGGGGCUCUGAACUACACAAUGAGGUAUGGGUCUUUGACGGGGGUUACUGGGAGAAGAGCGCCGAGCUGUACAACUCUGUGCAGAAAAGCAGUUGGGACAAUGUCAUCUUAGACGAGGAUAUGAAGAAGGCGCUGAUCGCCGACGUCGAAAACUUCUUUGAUGGUCGCCAGACCUACCAGGAUCUCAAGGUACCGUGGAAGCGUGGCGUCAUCUACUACGGUCCGCCAGGCAACGGUAAGACUAUCAGCAUCAAGGCUAUGAUGCACAGUCUUUAUCAACGCGGAAAAGAUGGCGACUCUAGGAUGGCUGUGCCUACCCUCUAUGUCCGCUCGCUGAGCUCUUUUGCUGGUCCCGAAUACUCUUUGCAAGCCAUCUUUGCCAAAGCCCGCCAGGAAGCUCCCUGCUACCUUGUUUUCGAGGACCUUGACUCGAUUGUCAAAGACAGUGUCCGGUCCUACUUCCUCAACGAAGUAGACGGUCUCAAGUCUAACGACGGCAUCCUUAUGGUUGGCUCUACCAACCACCUCGACAGAUUAGACCCAGGCAUCUCGAAAAGGCCGAGCCGCUUUGACCGCAAGUACUACUUCUCAAACCCCGACUACGAUCAGCGUGUUCAAUAUGCCAAGUUCUGGCAAAACAAACUCAAAGAUAACAAGAAUCUUGAGUUCCCUGACGAGCUGUGUGACAAGAUUGCAGAGAUAACACCAAAGUUUUCUUUUGCUUACAUGCAAGAGGCUUUUGUUGCCGCACUUCUGGCAAUCGCCGCUCGUGGAGGUAAGAGUGUUGCUGAAGCAGACCGUGAAGCAGAAAGGUGGUCGGGUCCUCAAGAUCCAAUGAAACUAGGUGAUGGUACUCUUCACGCCAACUUUGGCCGGAGAGCGCAUGUUGGUGACUCAAUUGACAUGGCAUCUGGAUCUGACUCAAAACUGGACAAGCUAGAGUUGUGGGUUGAGAUCAAAAAGCAAGUCAAGAUUCUCAAGGACGAGAUGCAAGAGGACAGAGGCGAGAGCAGCUUGGAAUUACCCAGUCGGCCAAGAGACUCGUACCCACAGCCACCGCAGUCGACCAAGUUCAGAGACGAGCUUGACGCUAUACUGCAUGGCGGGCAAGACAGGCGCCCCCGUCAUCCAUUGCCCGAGUUUGAGCAUUUUUCCAGUCACGCACGCUUUGAGUAA